AAAAAAAAAAAAAAUACACAAGAAGCAUAAGAACAGUCACUCCCUGUGACAAAUACAGUGAAAUUAGCUAGGAGUGUCAUUAUUGGCGAUUGCAAUCACACGUAUACAACACAACGCGCGCGCGCUAACACACACACACACACACACGCAUAGAACAAUAGUGUGUAUACAUGAAAUAAAAAAAUAAAACGAAGUGUAAUCAGAGUGCGUGCGCACACACGUACACAUAUACACACUAGCACAUUCACACUUUCACAAAGGCAGACGGACGUAGUAGGCUAUAUAUUCAACAGAUUUAAUAUAGCUCACUCGUCACUUAAUGCCCUCAGUCUUACGGUAAAAAUGAACAAAACAUUGGUUAACGAAGGACCAAGAUGGUUAAUGAUUAUUCUUUGGGCGGCAGGAAAUAUUGGCAUGUUUACUUACAGUUUUCUGAAAUUCUAUAAUUCCAAGGAAUAUUACUACUUAAAUGUUAUAACUGGGGCUAAUUUACCAGCAGCAAGAGGAAGUGCUGCCUGUUUGAAUCUUAACUCUAUGUUAAUACUCUUCCCAAUUUGUCGUAACUUUCUCAACUUUAUAAGAGGCUCGUUCGUAUGCAAAGCUGUACGAAGAUCAUUUGAUGACAACAUUUUAUACCAUAAACUAUGUGCCUACAUGAUCUGUUUGCAAACAGCCAUUCAUGUUGUCAGCCAUUGUUUUAACUUGCAAAGGUUUGUGCAGUCCUAUGACAGCCCUGACCCAAAGAAACGGGACCUUCUAUUGGCAUUGAGUCAACUCCCUAUCAACAAUACUAUUGAUGGUUACAUCAAUCCUGUCCGAAGUGCACACUCAAAUUCAAUUUAUGAGAUGUUCAUGAUGCUGCCCGGAGUAAGUGGUGCUAUAAUUACUUUUGCUCUCAUUAUCAUGUUCACCUCAUCAACUCACCUUAUCAGGCGAUCUUAUUUUGAGGUGUUCUGGAUCACACAUCACCUAUAUAUCAUCUACUUCAUUGGAUUAAUUGUUCAUGGUUUUCAAGGUGUUGUCAGAAAGCAAUCUAACAUUGAUGAACAUGACCCUGAACUUUGUGCCAACUUAUAUAAUGAUUGGGGGAAUAAAGCCCCAUGUUUGGUGUAUCCUAAGUUUUCUAGUUCACCAGCUCAGUCAUGGAAAUGGAUAAUUGUACCUGUUAUCAUAUACAUUAUAGAAUGUUUGAUUUCUCUUAUUCGUUCAAACCAGAAGGUGAAAAUUGUUAAAGUAGUUAAACAUCCCAGUCAAACCUACCAACUACAAAUGAAACAAGCUGGAGGAUUCAGAAUGUCACCUGGUCAAUAUAUAUUUUUAAAGUGUCCUGCUGUUUCAAAAUUGGAAUGGCAUCCUUUUACACUGACAUCGGCACCACAAGAUGAUUUUUUCUCUGUGCACAUUCGUACUGUUGGUGAUUGGACAAGAGAUUUGGCCAAAGCAUGUCACAUUGAAGAUCCUGGUGAAGCAACUUCUAAUGAAUUACCAGACAUGGCUGUUGAUGGACCCUAUGGUACACCUAUUAAGGAUGUUUUUUGCUAUGAUGUGGACAUAUUUAUUGGAACAGGAAUUGGUGUAACUCCAUUUGCAUCUGUACUAAGAUACAUUUGCAAAGAAAUUGAAAAACGGAAUUUCAAGGAAGUCCUGAAAAAAGUUUACUUUUUUUGGAUCUGCCCUCAAACACAAGCCUUUGAAUGCUUCCAGGAACUUCUUGUGUCUUUAGAAAUCAUGCUUGAAAAGAUGAAUCAGAAAGAGUUCCUGAGUUACAACAUCUACUUGACACGUGGCUUAAAUAAAAGCCAGAUUGGAAAUAUAGCAUUACAUUUUGGCGAUAAUAUUGAUCCAAUAACAAGACUUCGAGAAAAAACCCACUUUGGGAGACCAAGAUGGUCAAACAUCUUCAAAGAGAUAAAAGAAUCUCAUUUAGGGAAAAGUAUUGGUGUAUUUUAUUGUGGGCCAUCACAACUGUCGAAUACCCUAUGUGAAAUGUGCAACACCCACUCUGAUUCCAUAACUGACAAAGGCAUGAGGACUCAGUUCUUUUUCAACAAAGAAAGUUUCUAAUUUGUCAUGUGUGUGUGUGUGUGUGUGUGUGUGUGUGUGUGCACACAUGCAUAUAUAUAUAUAUCUCAUUCACCUUUAGUAGUAGGGGAAGGUCAACAUUUAUUUUUCACCACCGCUUCUAUCCCCUCUAGCUAAUCCAGUUCUGAACCAAACUGAACGCAGUUAAAAGCAGUUAAAGGACCUGUGCAGUCAGUGAAUUUUUGAAAUAUUAUAAUAGAAAAUUGGUCACAUUAAAAAAAAUUUGUGUUCAAGAACUGGGUGUGUAACAUAUAGAUAUAACUUCUAAGCAGUAAAGUUUCUUUAUUUCUGAUUUAUUUUAAUUGCAUUUGAAUAAAAGAAUUCACUGAGAGAAACCAAGAUCUAUUAACCUCAUCAUGGUGAAGAAGAAAAAAAACCUUACAAGACAAAAUGUAGUCAAAUCAGAAAAGUAAUAACAUCUGGUAUUGUCUUUAAAUUGUAUCUGUUAUUUUAAGACAGUGGUUCCCAAAGUGGGUAGUACUGCCCCUCUGGGGAUGGGGUGUGUGGAAAGAUCCAAGGGGGCUUUGAAGAAUAAUGGGGUGACAAAGAUGGAGCAGUAGGUGUCAAAAAAGACAAGGGUUAACUAGGUUAAGUUUUAUUUGUGAAAUACUGUUGUUUUGAAUUAGUUACAGAAAAUGGUCUAUGUCUGUGAUAGUGAGUGGUGGUGGUAGUGGUGGCCACUGGGAAUUUGGCCUUAGAACCAAGGGGGCAGCAACCUGAAAAAGUUUGGGAACCACUGUUUUAAGGGAUAAUUUUACUUAAAGAUAAUAUUCCUCAAAGCUUUCCUCAAAGAUCUAAAGGAGAAGAAUCUUACUGGGGAUAUAAGUUUAUUGGGCAAAAAGUGAUGGAAACUGGCCUAAAUUCAUAUUUAAACCAUCAUAUCUCUAUUAAAACCAUCUAUUUAAACCAUCAUAUCUCUAUUACUUUAGAAAAACCAUUAGUAUAAUUAAGCUUUUCUGAACAACCAAUAGGACAAGAAACCAAUACUGAAAAACUGUACUAAAUUUGAUAUUGUAGGAAAAAAAGCUAUGGGGCAAAAAAUGGUUAAAAUUGAGGGUGAUUACUGGGGCACUAAACUGUAGUUACAUCUAUGUAUAUACAUAUCUGUGAGUGUGUGUACACACAUGUAUGUAACCUCUCUCACUACAUAUAUAUAAACAGUGGUACCCAAGCAAAGUAGUGAUUGUUUGUCUCAGCAAUUAGUGAGUAUAAACAGUUGAAAAGUGGAAGAAAUCGGGGGACAUAUUGUAUCAAAUAUGCCCUCUAACCACUUUUAUUUCAUUUUUGUUCCCAAUGUUCCUUUGGUAUCCUGUGUUUUCAACAUAAUUACAAUUUUCAGCCAUUCAAAACUUCAAACACAACCCCUUCCCCCAAAAUUUCUGUUUUCACUUUUUCCAAUUUUUUUUUUAAUUCCAUGUAUGAAAACUUGGAGAUCAUGAAUCUGAAAAAUAAAUUUAUUUUCAAAAUUUCAAUUAUUUUUACCCCACAUCCUAGCUUUCAGCAUACCCACUUCACUCCCAUUCUAACAUUCUACAUGUUUUUAAAUUCAAUUGCUCAUUUCUAUGUGUAUGGAUGCUUGAUAUGCUUGAAAUAACAGCCAACUUUCUGAAAGAUAAUUUUUUUGAAAAUUUCAUUUUUUUAAAUUCAAUCCCUCACUCAGCUAUCAGAAUAACAAUUAUUACUCUGCAUGUGUUGAUGCCUUUUGAACCAGUAGAUGAAAUGAAACCCCUCCCUGACUUUUAGAAUAAUGAUACCCACCCCACAGAAAUAUGGAAUGCAUCAGCACAGUUGUUCCUACUUUCCACUCUAACCAACACUAAAAUAUUAAGUAAAUUCCACCCCAACAUUUGUGGUGUUCUUAGGGUGUUUCUCAAGAAUGUGAAUGUGGUCAUACUCUUUUUAUACAAAACUAGUCGACUCAUUUGCUCUACUGCUUUCAGACUGGCAUCAUUUAAUUCAUUUACUGCAACUUUAUUGGCAUUUUCAUCCUUUGUCUUGGUUUAUCCAAGGUGUUUAUAUAAAUUACUUUUUGUCAAUAAAUAAUCGUUACCUUUUUA
Molecule: messenger RNA, 4139 nt
Organism: Octopus bimaculoides (California two-spot octopus)
Lineage: Eukaryota; Metazoa; Mollusca; Cephalopoda; Octopoda; Octopodidae
Product: NADPH oxidase 2
Biological process (GO): defense response; superoxide anion generation
Cellular component (GO): plasma membrane; NADPH oxidase complex
Molecular function (GO): superoxide-generating NAD(P)H oxidase activity
Source: RefSeq, a predicted model, not a curated record